Messenger RNA from Dissoconium aciculare CBS 342.82, 4770 nucleotides. RefSeq lists its product as uncharacterized. The record is from RefSeq and is a predicted model, not a curated record. The transcript has 2 exons. Lineage: Eukaryota; Fungi; Ascomycota; Dothideomycetes; Mycosphaerellales; Dissoconiaceae. Bases 1 to 4770 code for a protein of 1589 amino acids. Gene Ontology annotation, molecular function: protein binding.
AUGGUGAAGCCCGUCCGAGACCCAGAAUUGGAAUUCGACACGGAGCGCGACCUCGAUGAUGUUUGGGCGGACAUGCUCGUGCAGUAUGCAGCUAUAACCGACGACCCCACCCUCUCGCCCGAGGGCGAAGAGCGACGACAACAGUCACAUGAAGCCCUGGUGGCACAAGUGCUGCGCGAUGUUGAGGCCAGCCGAUCGGCGAACAAAUCGUACGCAAAGGAAAUCCUCCUCAAAACGGGCGGGCUCCUGCAGAAGCUCGGUGGCGUACUUGCGUCCGCCGCCAGCAUUGCGUUUGGCCCAGCAGACCAUUGUUACAAUGCUAUCAGCUUCGUCGUCAAUGCCGGCAAAGAGUACAGUAAAGUGAUUGACGGCUACAUAACGCUGCUGGAGCAUUGCGCGACAUUUCUUGCACGUAUAGUACAUCAUCUGGAACGAGCCCGGGCCGAAGGAGAGGCGCGUCUGCCUCCUCAUUUGCGGAGAUCGGCCUACAAAGGAUUAAGCAUAUUCCUGACGGUACAGGCUCACUGCCGCAAUCAUGCUCGCAGUAAGCGCACCAAAGCGAAGUUGUUCUGUGCCGUUGUGCUCUUCAGCGAUGACGACGACGUCAAGAGCAACCUCGAAAAGCUGACGCGUGUGUCUUUCGACCUCACCGGCGAAACGGCGGAUGAGAUCCUUGGUGACGUCAAGGGUCUCGCUCGGUGGAUCCAGGCGACCGACGUCGAAAGGCAGCGCCACGAGGAGGAAUGCCGCAGACAUUUCGAAGCUAUCAAAGACAUUAAGGACAGCAUCGAUCACGUGGCUAAGACUACCGAGACGACGGGCAUGCUCGUCGGGCAGCUCAAAGCAAACAAGGACAGUGAGGAGAACGUCAGAAAAAUCGCAGACGCACUCCACCUUCGAGAGUCGGACCGGAAGUGGGAAGGACAGCACAAGGCUGUCCGCAAGCUGGCAGGAACUGGUAAAUGGAUGCUCGCGUCAGAUGAGUUCAAGCUCUGGGCAAAGCUGAAGAAUGAGCACAAACUCAUCAUGCUCGAAGGCAACGAAGGUUCUGGCAAGACUUACCUUUGUAGCCAUGUACUCGACUAUUUGACGGACUAUGCCAAUCGCGCAGCCAACGAGCACGUUUUUGUGGCCUAUUACUUUUACGAGAAGGGCGCCAGCGCAGAUGAUUGCAUCAGCGCCCUGGUGUACCAGCUUGCACGGAGCAAUGAAGCCUACGCCGCUCAAGCGGCCUCAAAGUGCCCUGAUGCAGGCUUCUUUAGCAGUGCUUCGAAGAUCUGGGAGACAUUAGUCGUCGGUCUGGCAGAUUCCCUCAAGGAUCAUUAUUUCCUAGUGAUCGAUGGCUACCCUGGCGACAAAGAGGGUACAAUGAUGAAAGACCUGAUCAAUCGGACCAUCGUGUCAGGCAAUAUCUCCAUGAAUCUCUUUCUCUCCGGUCGCCAUGAGGAUUUGAUAGGUCUUUCAGACAAGUGCCCUAUCUUCUCACUCGGCGUGUCCGAUCUUAGUUGGGAUGACGACGAGCGUGCACCAUCCCCGAAAAACAAUGAUGAUCUUCUUCUUUAUACAAAGCAUCGCAUAAACAAGCUAUGCGAGGAGAAUGGAGAUUUUCGAGGCAUUCUGAACGAUCCCGAACGAGACAUUGCCACAGAAUUCGUCCGUGGAACGCGCGGCGAUUUCGCGAAGCUUGUCCACAAACUAGAUGAAGUAAGUGAAGCGCAGAAUCCCUCGACUCUCGAAAAGCUUAUUGGUCGCGCGGGUGAAAGCGAUCAGGAAAGCUUCGACCGCGUAUUGCUGGGCUUGUACGAUACGCUAUCGCCGGAAGAUAUCAAAGAGCUAAACAUAUUGCUGCCAUGGAUCUACUACGGUGGAGACCUCAGUCAGAAACUGCUUCGAACCGUCGUGCAAUGGAAAACCGGCCAGGUCUGCUGGUUAGAGACCCACAUUCGGACGAAGUUCAAAGCACUUCUCAAGCUGGAUGAACGCAACAUGGUCAGUGCAGCAUUUGGCGAGGACCAUGUCCGUGUUGCGACAUCGGACGUCAGCAACAUCAGCAUCAAAUCGAUCCAAGCGACCGAUGUGGCCUUGCGAAUUGCUCGAGUUCAAAAGUGUGAAGUCGACCUGGUGCAGCACUUCGUCAAAGCGUAUUGCACCGAUGACUUGUACAAGCGCUUUCAAUUCGACGAUUUCUUCCGCGAGAAAAGCUCUGGAUCGUUAGAAAGGAUUCAACUCGAUAGCGAAUAUCACAUCGAAGCUAGUAUCCUGCAGACCUGCCUUGAGGCUCUUGCUGAUAACACGACCGACACUGACUUCGAGCCACUUCGUGGCUAUGCUUCUUACAGGCUUGACGAACAUCUUUUGGCUUUAAAGCCUUAUGAAAUCGGCAAAACAGAACUACUUCGUCUCGGUGAAUUGUUUUCUGCCAUCCUCUGGGACGACGAAGCCAUUGAUGCAUGGUGGUCCUGGGACUACGCGUAUGAUCUACGUUCCUGGUGGCUGGGCGACUAUAACAACAACAUCCUAAAAAAGCUGGUCGAGCUCUUGAAGCAUCCGCACGUUAAGGCCGCUUACUCGUCGGACUCGGAGCGAUCGCAGGGAAUCUUGGCGAUGAUGUCGGGUAUCGAGAACGAGUCCCAAAUCCUCCGUCAAGUUGCUAAGAGACUCGCGUCUCGGUGGCUUCGUGCUGUCGAUCUAGACAUGCGGUAUUUGCUAUGCAGCUAUGAUAUCUGGGCCAAGAUCCAAUUGGACAAGAAUAGCAAAGAUUCCUAUCUAUGGGCAACCACUUCCAUCGAGGAAGUGGAGAAAUUUAUGGAAUUCGCUCAAGACGCCUCCGCUGUCUCUGUAGACAAAUUGCAGCUUGAAACACGCAAAGCUGUCGCCCUUUGGGCGAAUGGGUAUAUUAAGGAAGCUGUGGAUGUCUGCUCAAUUUCUCAAUUAGAAUCCGGGGCCGACAGACAUUGGCCCUUGCUCCUACUACGAGCCGUUAUCCACGUUGGGGCCAAGGAGUACACUAAUGCACUGGAAUGCAUACGCACUAUGAUGGAUACAAACGAACUAUCCAAAACAGCUAACGCCGAGUUUACAAAGGUUUACUGGAAUAGAUUGUUGCUUCUUAAAGGACAAUGCCAUCAGUCUUUGAGUCAAGUCGACGAAGCAGCCCGCUGUUACCUCAAACUUCUGCAGCAUGGAGGGGAUGAUAACGAACAGAUGUCUGUGUGUAGAAAUGCCCUCGUGCAGCUUCUCCAGACAUGGACUGAGUCUGAGAAUUACCUUCUUAUCGUUGAUCACAUCAAGCAGUGGAAAACCGACAGGUUUGAUAAUUCCAAGGAAAGCAGUCUUUACUGGUUCCGCAUGGCUUUGUCUAUGCCCAAUUUCCAUCCCUAUGUUUUGCUUGCGAUUGCUCGUACAAACACACACGAGGUCAUCAGUGCUCUUUAUAAGAACACUAACGAGCGUCUCACAAAGAAUAAGAGUGAGGGCGAUAACAAGAUAUUGGCAGAGACGCUGUGCUUCUACCGCGCAUGCAUACUUCUCUACUGCUCUACAAGCGACCAAGAGCAGAAAAGCGGACUGAAGAUGCUUAUGGAAAUGAUUCUUAGCGCGCAGGACGGUGAUUACGAUAGGUACUCUCCGAAGCUCAUCGCUGUUACGCACGUCACUCGGACUUUGCUCAAUCGCGGCAUUGUUCUGCAGAGACAAGUUGAGACAGCAUCGGAGGAGCAUCAGCAGAAUGUGGAGAAAGGACGCAAGGAAGUGCUCAAGCAAUUGCGCCACAUCGCGACCUUUCACUCGGACAUGCUAAAAGCCUGUCGACGUACCCCAUACCGGGAUCCUCGGCUCGCCUUGGCCCGACUGGAGCUAAAGGUUGGCCAUGAAGUCGAGUUCCGGCGGAUCAUCAAAGACCUCCUGCAUAAGCAAUUUGACCACUGGCCGGAACCAGAGGAGCUUUGGGCCAUCUCAGACCGCCUGGGAAAGGUUGCCGUAAUUCUGGGGGCAACUGACGAGGACCAGGACACGAUUGCUGCCUGGCAGCUGACGAACUUGCCAAACUUCAAAGAGCCAACUACCAGUGCAUCAAGCACUUCGACCCUGGAGAAGAUCUCGACAGAAGACGAAGCCGAAGGCACGAAGGCGGACUUGCUAGAUGCCCAGGUAAUGGCAGGGUCGCAGCCUACAAACAGUGAUGCUGCCGCGAGCAUGGGAACAUCCGCAGCGGCAAACGUCACUGUGAAUCCAGACGAAAGCGUACCAGAUCCAACCACGAGCACAGACUCCGAAACCUCGUCAGAUUUAGUCUUCGGCAGUGAACCGAAUUUUAGUUGCGAUGGUUGCGGCGUCGUCUGGGCCGUUAUGGAAGACUUUUAUGCAUGCAAGCAUUGCGCCGUAACGCAGCUCUGCGCGCCCUGUCAUGUGAAACUGCUCGCGCGGCAGCUGCCACCCACGACAUGCAACCCCCAUCACGAAUUCGUCCACGUGCCGCCCUUUGAUCGCCCAGCUUGGGCCGCCCUCGGCCCGGGCAACAUGCUCUACGGCGGUAAAGUCGUCUCCCAAGUGGCUUGGUUGGAGCAGUUGCGCACCAGAUGGGCUUUGCGACAAGAUCAGAUCGAUGCGCGACGGGAUCGGCUACGGAAGCUGCUCGCAAAGAUGUUGCAGGUCUACGUGACGUCUGUGGCGAUUGUGAAGUUUUGGCGAAGAUAUAAACGGGAAAGGUACGAAGACGAGGAAUUUCAGCGUAUUGCCCUCGUGGACGGAGUGUAUACAUGGGUGACAUGA